Messenger RNA from Dovyalis caffra, 171 nucleotides. The record is from the annotation of a GenBank genome assembly. Lineage: Eukaryota; Viridiplantae; Streptophyta; Magnoliopsida; Malpighiales; Salicaceae.
AUGAGUGAUGGCGGUCCUGAACCGGUGGACUCUGAAAUUGCUAUUACCAGGUCUCCUAAUUCACCUCCCCUCGUACGCUAUCCAGCGCCAUCACUGUAUGAAUAUAGGCAUGUGGGCCUGAUGGUUGAGAGUGUCUCAGGAUUGCUUAUUCCCAUGCUUUGUGUUUCAUAA